Messenger RNA from Daldinia loculata, 1647 nucleotides. RefSeq lists its product as uncharacterized. NCBI's taxonomy places the organism in Eukaryota, Fungi, Ascomycota, Sordariomycetes, Xylariales, Hypoxylaceae. The record is from RefSeq and is a predicted model, not a curated record. The transcript is spliced from 3 exons. Bases 664 to 1362 code for a protein of 232 amino acids.
ACCAAGAUGAUCAAGACAAAAAAGUAAACAUCCGAGAUGCAUUACCAGGUUGCUGGGUCAGCCUUACUAUGGCUUGCAUGCUGCACGGAAGCCAGCUACCGAAGAAGCUGAAACGUGGGUGAAGAUAUGAGCAACUCCCUAGCGGAAUCUAUGGCGAUCGGGAGAUCUGGGAUGUCUUUCUCGGAGAAUACAUAUACCAACCUUGCAAUAGCCUAUUCGCGGUAUGGGUAUCUAUCUUUCCCCUGACUAGCCCUUCCCGUGGUGCCCCUCUCCCUCUCGUGAACUUAUCAACCUCGUCGCUGUCCAUAGGAGCUUCCCCAUUCGUCACAGGUGUGCUUUCGAUUACCGCGGGUCAGCAGUGACUCUUGAUACAUUGCCGUCUGAUUCACCUCAUGGCGUGUGAAUCAUUACCGUGAAGAAUACUACGAACUGGAUAAUUGUACUCGCUACGAAGAAGCAGGUACCAGGCACCAGGCACCAGUUCGCCUAUCUCCCGGCAAUGGUCGUUCGGCAUGGGAUGAUCGAUCUCCUAUAUCUAUCACCGGACUCUACGCCAUCGAUGAUCAAAUUGAAAGCCUUCAUUCUAUAUCAUCUAGGACAGUCCUCUUCUCUACUUAAUCAUAUAAUAGUUAUAAUAUCCCGUGCCGCUAACCGUUCGACGCCAUGCCCCAAUUCAUAUUCGUCGAGCUUCCUAGCUUCCGCAUCAAGAACGCCAGUGGACAUACGGUACGCCUGAACUAUGCACAGCUGGGGUUAGUAGGUGCUCUGUACCAAUUCGUGCGCAGUGGCCUCCGCACUAGCGACCAGGUCGACUUGUCGGCGUCUCUACUCUUCGCGGACGGAGAAGCAGAUCUCUGGACGGCGAUGGCGGGAACGGGGGACGGUGGACACCACCCGCACGCCGAGGAAAACAUGCUACUAUCGUACUUUCAAGCAUUUGACUCCCCGGGGUCAUAUCCAAUUGUCGACGCUAUGCUUCUAAGGCGUGGCGAGCCUUGCAGCAACUGCGCCGGAUAUUUUACCCUAGGCGGCAAGCAUCUACGGCCGAUCGACGGAACACCGACAUUCCGGGCCAAGUUCACGGCCCGGUCCGACCGCUCAUAUACCCCGGUCUUCCAUCUGGCACGUGGACUCGACGCCGCUCAGCGGGCCACCUUAUGGGCCCAGCUAGCGCGGAUGCGGACGGACGAGCCUGGAGUUAUCAUCGCCUCUAGCGCUGACGUCCCGGUCGGCCAGGCUUAUUAUCUGCUCCACGACUCCCCUUGGUACGCUAUCAAUGGCCAAGAGAGCAUGACAGACGCGCAAAUUGCAGAAGCGAUUGCGAGACAGGGGGUCCUCCCGACUUACUGGAUUGGGAGGUGAACGGCAUAAUACGAAAAUCCAAUAUAAUUGAAACCAUAAGACUCUAGAGUAGGAGUGUAUUGUUAUUGUACAACACGGGAUGGGCUGGUCCCAUCGGCAAAAGUCAUAUCAAAGUCUGUCGGCUCGAUCGUGGGGCGUUUAUUGGUUUCAUUACAUUUAUAUCAACAUAAUAUCACUUUUGUCUGUAAUUUAAUUUCAUAGCAUGAUUACCGGGUAGACAAGAUUUCUUUCCCAAAACACAUCAUAUGAUAGCAGGUAUUUAAAUAUAUAAAUUUGCUGGUCUUA